This is a messenger RNA of Pogona vitticeps (central bearded dragon), 333 nucleotides long. The record is from RefSeq and is a predicted model, not a curated record. NCBI's taxonomy places the organism in Eukaryota, Metazoa, Chordata, Lepidosauria, Squamata, Agamidae.
AUGUCCCCAGGCGACCACAUUCCGGUGAAAAAUGAACCUCAUUCUGCUCGGCCUUCAGUUGACAAAAGUAAAGACGAGAGAAGCCUGGGAGCUACUGAAGCUGAAAAGAAGGAUGUGAAAGAGCAGUACCUUAAGAAGGCCAAGAGAAGGGAGGAAAUAAUAGCCUUAUUGAGGAAACAACGGGCAGAGAGGAUUCUGAAAGAGUCCUUUUCAAAUAUGCACAAGUCGAAGAGCAAAAUUCAGGAAAGCAAGAUACAGAUACCAGAAUCGGACUUUGAGGAUAAAGAAAGUGUGAAGGCACUCAAUUGAGCAUUUUGAUCAGUGCAAAACAAC